AUGCUUCCAGACAAAGCUUCGGCUUUCUUGCUGGCUUCAGUUCCCUUGCUGGCUAACGCAAACCUCUUGCAACCCAUCGGAUAUAUCCCAAGCGACGCUCAAAUCCGGCUAUCACCACCCAAGUCUUUGUUUUCUUGGCAGGAUACGCCCGCGAACGAAUCUCUGGUCUACCAUGAAUGCUUCGGUGCCUUCCAUUGUGCCAAGCUUCAGGUCCCUCUCGACUGGAAUGCGGAAGAAGGGACGGAUAAUCGUACUGUAGAGAUCGCUUUGAUCAAGGUUCCCGCAACUGUCCCAGUGACCGAUAGCAGAUACGGCGGUGCUGUGGUCCUCAACCCUGGCGGUCCCGGUGGCUCGGGUGUGAACUUGGUUCUCAAAGAGGGCAAGCACACGCAAACCAUAGUCAGUGCAGGACCGGAUGCCGACAACGAUACAGCGAGGUACUUCGACAUCAUCAGUUUCGACCCCCGUGGCGUUAACAAUACCCGACCCAAUCUCCAAUGCUUCCCAGACUUCAUCGAGCGUCUGGCUUUCGAGAAGGAAAUGUUGGCAUACGGCGCUCCUGGCAGCAGCAAUACAGCAUUCACCAACCUGUGGACUCUCGUGCGUACUCUGGCUGAUUCAUGCUCGAAGAAAGCCAUUGAAUCAGGUAUUGGUGAACAUAUGUCGACCACUACCGUGGCAAGAGACAUUGUAGAAAUCUUCGAGAGACAUGGUCAAUGGAGAGAGCAAGAAGCCAAAAGGCUUACAAACUCUAAGUCGGUAAAGGACCUGCCCAAUCAUGUCAAAUACCGGCCUGGUGAAGAGAUGAUUCAGUAUUGGGGCUUCAGUUAUGGCACCGUCCUGGGUGCCACACUGGCGGACAUGUACCCUGAUCUGGUCAAGCGAGUCAUUUUGGACGGUGUCGUUGACUCCUUUGACUACUAUGAAGGUGGAUGGACCACUAAUUUGCAAGAUACCGACAUGGAGAUUGCCAAGUUUGCCGAGUAUUGUUGGAUGGGUGGGCCUGAUAACUGCGCACUUUACGACAAAGAUGGGCCUGCCUUCAUUGCUCAACGAUUCUCUGAAAUCACGCAAAAGCUCAUGCAUAGCCCCAUCGGUGUGCCGGGCACAGAUGAGUACGGUGCCGAUCUGGCAACUUACACAGAUCUCAAGAUGCAGUUUUGGUCCACCGCUUACAGACCUCUCAGGAAGUUCCAUGCACUUGCAGAAACCAUGGCACAGCUCGAGAAGGGCAACGGUACUGCUCUAGUACAAGCCAGACGAGGAAUGAGUUCCCAACUCAAACUCGGUCUUCCUGAGCAAUGCGCAAAAGACGGACCAUACUCCGACGCUUGCAAUCCACUCUAUGACGGAGAAAGUUCUAGCCUGAUCUCUGCUGCAGUGCUAUGCAGUGAUGCCAAAUCCCAAAUCGACAUGACGAAGGAGGAGUUCUGGGAUUAUGUACAGGACUUGAUGAAACAGAGCAAGAUGAUGGGAGAUGUGUGGACGACGAUCAGAAUGCAUUGCACACAGUGGCAUGCUCGACCCAAAUGGCCGUACACCGGCCAUCUCAACGCUACAACUCACCACCCUAUCCUGUUCAUCGGAAACACGGUCGACAACGUCACACCCAUCCGUAAUGCUCACAAGAUGUCCGAAGGUUUCCAUGGUUCUGUCGUUCUGCACCAAGACACGGAAGGACAUUGUUCUUCUUCUGGUGUCAGUUUCUGUACUGCUAGAGCCAUUAGAACCUACUUCCAGACUGGCGAAUUGCCCAAGAAGGGUACAGUCUGUUCUCCAGAGAGACUGCCGCUUGAUGGUUAUAGUGAAGAAGAUGAACCUGCUUUACCAGAAGGUGAGACAGACAAGGCACUUUGGGAGGCCAUGGUUGGUGUCAACAAGUGA
Molecule: messenger RNA, 1884 nt
Organism: Aureobasidium namibiae CBS 147.97
Lineage: Eukaryota; Fungi; Ascomycota; Dothideomycetes; Dothideales; Saccotheciaceae
Product: proteinase
Exons: 6
Coding region: 1-1884 (627 amino acids)
Source: RefSeq, a predicted model, not a curated record